Messenger RNA from Alligator mississippiensis (American alligator), 3603 nucleotides. RefSeq names its product RAB27A, member RAS oncogene family (gene RAB27A). The coding region runs from base 795 to 1460 and encodes 221 amino acids. The transcript is spliced from 7 exons. The record is from RefSeq and is a predicted model, not a curated record. NCBI's taxonomy places the organism in Eukaryota, Metazoa, Chordata, Crocodylia, Alligatoridae. Gene Ontology annotation, biological process: positive regulation of exocytosis; melanosome transport. Gene Ontology annotation, cellular component: secretory granule; melanosome. Gene Ontology annotation, molecular function: GTPase activity; GTP binding.
GGCCGGGGACCGGGGAAAAGCCGCGCCUGCCCUGCCCUGCCCUGCCCCGCCCCGGCCCCACGGGAAGUGAUGUUGCGGGGGCGGAAAGCGGCGCGCACUUGCUGCCCAAAAAAGGGCCAGGGCCAGGGCCGGGGCUCGCUGCUGCUGGCGGCCGGGGAGAGCAGGAGUCGCCGUCUGGUGAAGGGCUGCUUGGGCUGCGGGGAGGAGGAGAGACAGCCUCGGAAGCAGCAAGCGUCGCUGUGCUCGCGCGGCCCCGCCUCAGCGUCCGGCCCGGCCGGCUCUGCCAGCGCGGGCCCGCCAGGGGCAGGUAGGGCUCGCUCUCGCGCCUUCGCGGGCUCCGCCACGCUUCGCUUCGCUUCGCCUCGCCUCGCCUCGCUUCCCGCGGCAGAGUCGUCCCGUGGCGCCGGGGCUGCGCACCCCCGGCCCGAGCGGUGCUGCUGGGUCCUGCGGUCUCUCGUGCCUCCCCUUUCGGGCCGAGUCCUGCUCUCCGGAUCGGACUCUUCCCUCGCAGCGGCUCUCGAGCUUGCCUCUUCCCAGCGCGAAGGCCUUGGCUAGCCGCAGCGGUAAAGCAACCCUCCUUGCUCAUAGAACAAAACGAAAGGCCUUUAAAGUGGGUCGGUUACUGAUGAGAGAGCAGCAGACAGCGUAUAUCCACAAGACUCAUCCUCUGUCUUAGACACGGCUCCCACUUCAGUCCUAACCCCACGCAGCUGGGAGCUGCCACUGCUUCUCCCUGGCUGGGCUGGGCUAGAGGAACAGAGCUGCAGCAGAAGGUAGUCUACUAAGUUCUCACUAUGUCUGAUGGGGACUACGAUUACCUUAUCAAAUUUUUAGCUCUUGGUGACUCUGGAGUAGGAAAGACCAGCCUUCUCUACCAGUACACAGAUGACAAAUUUAAUUCCAAGUUCAUAACAACAGUGGGCAUUGACUUUCGGGAAAAGAGAGUGGUGUAUAGAGCCAAUGGCCCAGAUGGCAUUAGUGGCAGAGGACAGAGGAUACAUCUUCAGCUGUGGGACACUGCAGGGCAAGAAAGGUUUCGUAGCUUGACAACAGCUUUUUUCAGAGAUGCCAUGGGAUUUCUUUUACUCUUCGAUCUAACAAAUGAGCAGAGCUUCCUCAAUGUCAGGAACUGGUUAAGCCAGUUACAAACGCACGCGUAUUGUGAAAACCCUGAUAUUGUGCUAUGUGGAAACAAGAGUGAUCUGGAAGACCAAAGAACUGUGAAAGAAGAAGAGGCAAAGGAACUUGCAGAAAAAUAUGGAAUACCGUAUUUUGAAACAAGUGCGGCUAAUGGAGCUAAUGUAAGCAAGGCAGUUGAAACUCUGCUUGAUCUUAUCAUGAAGCGGAUGGAACGGUGCGUGGACAAGUCAUGGAUACCGGAAGGGGUAGUGCGUUCAAAUGGGCAUAGCUCUACAGAGCAGCUACAUGAGGAGAAAGAGAAAGGCAAAUGUGGUUGUUGAGAAACUUGAUUGCAACAGUAAUUUAACCUAUACAAUAUUUAUGUUCAAGUAUAGUACAGUUGCAUCUUAACGGAUUCAUUUAUGGACCCCUCUUACCAUAUAGGUGUAUAGUAAUAAAGCAACCUUAAUUCUUGGUAUUCGCUUUCUAAUAACAAGAGCAUUGCUUGGCAGAGUUAUAAUUUAUCAGAAGUUUGCCAAUGAUGUAUUUUUAAGAGUUUGGUGCCCCACUUAACAUUCCCAACUUUCAGUACUGUCAAACUGUGACACUGGUAAGUCCAUCAGCAGAGCUCUUUUAAGUCCUGUUUGAACAGAAAUGUUCCAUCAUCAUAUCGUUAAUUUUGAUAAAAUGGAGAAUGUAUGUGCUUUGCACACCAGUAGCUUCUUGUUGAAACAAACAAUUGGUUUCUAGGGACAGGAAUUAAAACAGCACUAUUUAUAUGGAAUAAAAAGCUGUCUGAGAAAUGCCAAGGUGACACUUGUGCAAUACUACUGAUACUCACGCAUUCUCGAAUGUGAUCUUCUAAAUCCCAGUUGUACUAUAGAAAAUAUUUGGUACAAACAGACUGCCUAACAUAAUUUGAAUUCAAGAACAUACUGAGGCAUAGAUAUAUGUAGAUGGUGUGUGUAUGUGUGCAUGUAUAUAUGAUUGCAUCCAUUUUAUAUACAAACUCUCUUAUGUUUUUAACAGGAAUUUAGGGAAAGAUAAAUAUCAGCAAAAUUUCAUCAGAGCUAGUGCUUUGCACUGAAUUGGCUUAUACCAAGCAUACGUUUGGAACAUUUCUUCUUCAAAUUUGGAUCGAAAAUUUUAUAGUGGCCCCAUUCUGGAGAGAUACAGCUGCCUGAGACCUCAGUGUUGUUCCAAUCAGUGUAUCUGUAAAUUUAUAAAGCAGGUUUUCUUCUGUUUGCCUCUGGAUCCUGUACAUCUUGGUUGUUGUAUGUUUUGUUCAUUUACUUUAGUCUCUCUUCAAAAAGAUGAGAGAUUCACAUUUUGAUCAUGGAAAUAUCUACUUUGGUUUUGAUAGAUGAUGCUGCAUCUUGAUUGGUUUUAUCUUCAUUACCAUUUAAGGAAUAUUUAGUAUUUUUACAAUUAUUUUCAGACAGAUUGUGAUAUGCCUAACAAAUUAUCUUUUAUCCUAGCAAGAUCCAUAGAACUCUAAAGUUUUGCUAAGUAAAGUCUUAAGUACCAAAUUCAUAUUCUUUCUAUAGACUUCACAAAACUCCAAAGCUACUUUUUCUUUAAGAAAUUAAAUGUUUAUGUAUUUAAAUAUUCUGGUUAGUUUGACUCCUGCAAGUUCAGAUGGACAUUGACAGGUUAUUUACCAACAUCAGUUGUGAUACAAUAAUUCUUUAAAUAAAAAUGAAUAUAUUAAAGGACCAAAUGUAUUGAUAAGAAGGGUAGUUGAGAAGCAAAAUAUACCUUUUGAUAUAACCUCUGUUUAUUGCAAAAUGCAAAAGUGUUAGAAAUCACCGCUCAUUCUCAAAAUUCUGAAAAGCAAUGCGUUUGUUCUUCAACCAACAAAACGUGUAAAUAUAUUUAGUUUAUUACAAUCACACAUGGGAUUUUUAAACAUGUGCAAUAAAACUUGAAUGCUAAGGAGCUAUGAUAGAUGUUAAAGCAAAUUCUGUUAUGUAAAUAUAUUGUAUUUUCUAUUAUACAAAACCGAGGAUCUAAAAUGCCUGUGGACCUGAAUUACUGUAGUCUGAUUCACAAGUGCCUUUUGAAAUUGCCAUCAUCUGCAUGGCCAGAGGAGUAAGAAUUUUUUUCUGAAGACCACAAUUCAUCUCAGUGCACUAAGGUUUUUAAUAAAGAAAUGUAACCCUUGCUUUUCAGAGGGUCUCAAUGGAAUUUUGUCAUGCAUACUUUAAUGGGAUUUAUGGGUUAAAAGCCCAUCCACUGUCUGGAGGAAAAAAAAAAAAAAAGAGUAAGGAGUACUGCAUUCAACUACUGAGUUAAAUGACUACUGAAAUGGCUUAAAAUAUUUCCCUUUGACUACAUAUGUGUUUAGAUUUUAUACAAAAUACUGAAAUGGUUAUAUUUUUUAUCCUCUAUAUUGUAUGUAUCUAUUUACAGUGUACAAAAAUAAAGUCUAUCUUUAUGAAAUAACUUGGAUUUAAUACUAUAAAUAUAUUGGUUUAUGCCAGG